AUGCUAUGUUUUUUUAUCAUUGCAGUUGGCCCUCCUCAUGGCGGAAGUUUUCCAGGUUGGUCAAAUGAAAAUACGGUCAAUAGUAGUAUCCAGUCUCUCAAUCACUGUAGGGGAGAGGACACAAAGGUCAUCAAAAAAGAGGUUGAACUGUUCCUGACUGGCUCUUUGCUGACCACGGUCAUCCCCAGCAUCUACGUCCUGGUGUUCAUCAUCAGUUUCCCUCUCAACGCUGGCGCCAUUUUUAUGUUCUCACUCAGGGUCAGACCCCAAAAGCCGGCGGCCAUCUUCAUGCUCAACCUGGCCACGGCCGACCUGCUGUUCGUGCUGCUGCUGCCAUUCAAGGCGUCCUACAGCUUCAAUGGCAACAACUGGGUGUAUGGGCCGGCCAUGUGCAGUGUGGUCACCGCCGCCUUCUACUGCAACAUGUACUGCUCGGUCCUCCUGAUGAUGAGCAUCAGUGCCGAUCGCUUCCUGGCCGUGGUCUACCCCAUUAGAUCGCUGGCCUGGCGCCGCCGGAGGAACGCCGUGGCCGUGUGUUCUGCCAUGUGGCUGCUGGCUGUCGCCGGGGUGAUACCCAUCCUCCUGUACAAGCAGACUGUGUGUCUGCCUCGGCUGGGCAUCACCACCUGCCAUGACGUGCUGGACCUCAGCGAGCAGCGGAGCUACUACCUCUACUUCUUCCUCACCUUCUCCUGUGUGUUCUUCUUCAUCCCUCUCGUUGUUACCACUGCCUGCUACGUGUGCAUAAUCCAAGUCCUGCGUCGCACCAGCGGGUCAAAGCGCUCCAAGAAGACCCGAGCCGUGGUCAUGGCAUUCACGGUGCUGACGGUGUUUGUGGUCUGCUUCACCCCGUCCAACGUCCUCCUGCUGGUCCACUACUCACAGUUUGCCGACCAGCACAGUGCCAACUCCUACGCUGCUUACCUGGUCUCCGUGUGCAUUGGCAGUGUGAGCUGCUGCCUGGAUCCGGUCAUCUAUUACUAUGGCUCAUCUCAGUGCCGGAAGAACAUCGCCCGGCUCCUCCACUGUCAGGCCCCUCCAGUGGGCUCAGGGUCUGGAAGCUCUGGUACCAGCAAGCUGGAAUCCUCCCAGGGCACCCAAAGUGAUGAAAAGUGA
Conger conger (European conger) is the source of this 1116-nucleotide messenger RNA. Its product is annotated as proteinase-activated receptor 1-like. Bases 1 to 1116 code for a protein of 371 amino acids. The record is from RefSeq and is a predicted model, not a curated record. Gene Ontology annotation, molecular function: thrombin-activated receptor activity. The transcript has a single exon. Gene Ontology annotation, cellular component: membrane. Gene Ontology annotation, biological process: phospholipase C-activating G protein-coupled receptor signaling pathway; positive regulation of Rho protein signal transduction; positive regulation of blood coagulation. NCBI's taxonomy places the organism in Eukaryota, Metazoa, Chordata, Actinopteri, Anguilliformes, Congridae.